This is a messenger RNA of Paramecium pentaurelia, 156 nucleotides long. NCBI's taxonomy places the organism in Eukaryota, Ciliophora, Oligohymenophorea, Peniculida, Parameciidae. The record is from the annotation of a GenBank genome assembly.
AUGCCAAUAAACCCACUUCCUCCAUAAAUUACAUAUCAUGUACCUCUUAUAUAAACUAAAUCCUUUAUCAGAUAAUUCAGUGUAUUGAAAAUCAAUCAAUAACAAUGGAAAUAGAAAAUUAGAUAAUAUUUGGAGUUGUCAAGUGAAAGCAAGUGA